CGACAAUAGUUUCUUCUCUACUCAUCCAAAGUGUAUUCAAUAAAAUUUGAUUAAUUUGACAUAAGAAUUUAUAAUGGAAUCAAUUCAAAUACAUUCUGUGGAUGGAAGAGAAAUAUCCGUUUUACGAUCAAAGUUACGAAAAUAGAGUCCAAAAAUAAAAUUUAUGUUGAAGCCAUAUUUGAACAACGUAUCUAUCCACUUUUACUUGCCUUAUGCAUACGAAAAUAUGAAGAUAAUCGAUGAAGUAAUGAAAGAACAAAAACCAAAAUUUUACUCGUUAAAGCAUGCAAUAAACGUUGAUCGAAUUAGCAAAAGAUUGAACAUAGAUGUUUUAAACAUUUUCUGUCGAGUUUACAUGACUCAUCCUAUUCGAACUCCACAUGUUUGUGAAAUUUACGAGUUUGCUUGCGAAAACAGAGACCGUAAGUUACAAUUUUAUUGUUGGAAGAAUUUUAGCAAUGAUUGGAACACAGUAUUUUUCCAAAAUAAAAACGCUUUGGACUGUGAUGAAAUUGUGAUUCGUAGACUGGUUUCUCGCCCUAUAUAUCGAAAUUUGGACGAGAUGACCAUAUUUAAGAUUGUUUACGAAUGGGCACGACGUAGAGUUAACUCGAAAACAUCCCUGCGACAAGUCAUAGCUCCAUUCUUACUCAACAUCAGAUUUCUUACAAUUGAUGAUGGAUUUUUAAAGAGCUAUGUAUAUCCGAAACAAUUUUUAACAGAACAAGAAGUAAAUGCCAUUCAACACUACAAAGUAACAUCUGACAAAUCAAUAAUUCCAGAUAGCAUUUCUAGAAGUCAUCUUUCGAGAAACGAUGAGAAACGUAUGAAAAACGUUCAUAUAUUGCAAUCGAAGUUAUUCCAUUCACGAUCAAAAAAAGAAUAUGGAAAACAAGUUCCAGUUCAUUUCGGAGAUAUUUGUUCUAGAAGAUUGUUUCCUCACUGGAAUUAAACUCCCAAUUUUUCAUAACGGCGAAGAAAGUAUAAGAAUAAGAAUAAUGAAUUUUAUUGACUAUGGUAGUUGGAAACCUGGAAGACAAAACGUAAUUUGUGAUCAGAACGGAAAUAUUAAAUUGAAUCAUGUCAUUUAUGUUCCGAAAUCUUCUACAUUUCGUGUGAUAGCUAAAAUUAAUGAGGAGGAAAUUCUACGAAGUAACAUACGAAUUAGUAAUUCGGUAAGUCGUUACAUACCAGAUGAAAGAAUGGUCAUAAGUUCCGGAGUAACUACUCCAUUGAGUAAAGAUAUAGAAUAUCUAUAUUGUAAUGUAAAUAUUUAUUUUUGAAGAAGUUUAAAA
Centruroides sculpturatus (bark scorpion) is the source of this 1295-nucleotide messenger RNA. RefSeq lists its product as uncharacterized. The transcript is spliced from 3 exons. Bases 164 to 952 code for a protein of 262 amino acids. The record is from RefSeq and is a predicted model, not a curated record. Lineage: Eukaryota; Metazoa; Arthropoda; Arachnida; Scorpiones; Buthidae.